This is a messenger RNA of Schistosoma curassoni, 2652 nucleotides long. The record is from the annotation of a GenBank genome assembly. NCBI's taxonomy places the organism in Eukaryota, Metazoa, Platyhelminthes, Trematoda, Strigeidida, Schistosomatidae.
AUGGGGUGGACUUUACACAAAGAAUAUAUCAAUUUAUCUUUAUUAUUUGUCCCCACACAACCAGCUGGAACUAGCUAUUUUAUCUUCCAAAUGACGCUUACUCAUUCCAGUAUAUCCGGCCAGUACUUUUAUCAAGCUAAUGUUAAUAAACCCCUGUACAGUAUCCAUCGCAGUGAUUUAAGUACAACAAGAUUAUUGCCAAUGACUGAACUAGCUUCGAGCUACGCACAAUCCAGCAACUAUGUACGAAAAACGGGCCACACUUUGAAGAAGAAAAAGCAAGUUCCUCCCCCCAAAUAUUUGUGUGUUCCCGGUUCAUUGGCACUUUUGGAUAGGAUUUCAGUUAUUGAUAAAUCUAACUCAUUAUGCAGUGAAAUCAAAUGCUUAUUUCAAAACAAUGAUAUAGAUAUCGAAGUUGAAAAACUGCAAGCGCUCCAGAAUGAUCCCGACCCUAGCGUCGUCCAGUUAGAAAGUGAAUCUAAAGCCAAAUCUUUGAAAAUUGGAAAAUCUCGUCGUCUAUUAAGGAAAGAACUGAAACACGAAUGGUUAAAAGUUUCGGAUUGCCGUGUUUUCUGGUCUCACAUAUUGCUGGGUUCAAAUGAGAUUAUUCGAUGUUUAGAGAGUUCUGUGUGCAAUAAAAGUGAAAAUAGCCAGGAAACUCAAGGAAGGAGGAUAUCAUGCGUUUUCGUUGAUUUUGGUUGGCUGGCAUCACAUUAUGGUCACCAUUUGGCGAACUUGUGUACUCUGUUGGAUAUUAGAUUAGUGGCAAUCAAACCGACAGGAUCACUACCUGAGUUAGUUACAACUAAGUUCAAACCUGUAAAAAAGCUGGCAGUUUUGGGGUUUUGCCUAUCUAAUGAGAUUCCAUCAGAUCUCUCUGACAUUUGUAAACAAAUCGAGAUCAAGUUUCCUACACUUGGUGAUAACACUAGUAGCAUUGCAGCUCCAAUGGACAUCAAAAAACGCGAGACUUCAUAUAAAAUGGCUAUUAAUUGUUCAAAAGCCUCUUCAUUAGUCGAAAAAAAAGAAAGUUGGGAGGAUGUUCAAAUUAGUUCAAAAUUAUAUGAUUAUAGUUCACCACCCCAUAAAUUUACUAUCACUGAAUUUCAGUCAUACCUAUCUUCUCUCAUUCUUCAAUCAUUUGAAAGUGAAAUUGUUCAUGGUAUGCUUGAUAGUGACAAUCAAUCUAACUUUGAAUACAGUUAUGGCUUUUGUGCGUAUAAACCACCUGUGUUAAAACGGGUUGUCGCUCGAACAGAACGUAAAACUCGAAAGCGAAAAACGUUUGCAUCUGCCAAUUUUCAGCCAAAAACUCCAGUAGAAAAAAAGACAAACAAUGAUACAUGCGAUAAGGUGAAUGAUCAGCGUGAUAACAAUGAGAAGUAUUUGGAUGAAAUUGCCGUAAAGAAUUUCAUUCGAUACUUACAAUUUGUGACAGUUCAUCCCAAUCCAUGCUAUCGACCUGCUGUUGAGUGGCUUGUUAAAUUGGGUCAAGAAUUACAGCUCAUGUGCAAUGUCGUUGAAAUCGUCCCAGAUAAUCCUAUCGUCAUCAUGCGUUGGGAUGGAUAUCAACCGGAAUUAUCAGCAAUCAUGUUAAAUUCACAUAUGGACGUAGUACCAGUAGUCGAAGAAAAAUGGUCAUAUCCUCCAUUCAGUGGUACAAUUACACCUGAUGGUAAAAUAUACGGUCGAGGUACUCAGGAUAUGAAAUCAAUUGGUAUCCAACAGUUGGAGGCUAUUCGAAGAUUAAAAUCACGUGGAUGCAACCAGUUGCGUCGUACAGUUUACUUGACUUUUGUACCUGACGAGGAGUUAGGUGGUGUGAAAGGAAUGAAACCAUUUGUAUUGAAUCAUAAUGAAUGUAAUAAUCAUCAUUCCGAAGAAAUUAGAUUUCAAGAUAUGAAUAUUGGGCUUUGUUUAGAUGAAGGUAUACCAAGUUGUUCAGAGGAUUAUUUAGCAUUUUACGACGAACGUCGUCCAGUUUGGAUAAAUGUACAUUUUCAUGGUAAUGCUGGUCAUGGUCUGGCUUUAAUUGAAAAUACAGCCGCUGAAAAAUUCCGGAUAUUUUUAAAUAGUAUUUACAGUUUCCGCAAAGAAGAACAAUUAAGGUUAGAAAACUCUCUAGGAAAGCUAACAUUGGGGGAUAUAACAACAGUUAAUAUGACAAUGAUAAAUGGAGGUGUGCAACAUAAUGUUGUGCCUGAACAGCUGUCAGCAUCAUUUGACAUUAGAUUAACUCCGUCAUUGUCACUGGAUGACUUCAAAAGGAAAUUAGAUCAGUGGGCAUUAAUUGCUGGUGGACAGAUUGAAUUCGAAUUCAUCAAUACUGGAGUUGAUCUGAAACAAUCAGUUAUUACCCCAGAUGAAUCCACUAAUCCUUGGUGGGCUACUUUAAUUAGUGUCUGCUCAAAACACGGUAGUAAAGUUCAAAAGAGAAUAUUUCCUGGUGGUACAGAUGCCAGAUUUGUUCGAGAAUAUCAUUUACUUCCACAUGCUACUAAUAACAAACCAAUACAAGCAAUUGGAUUUUCGCCGAUCAAAAAUACCCCCGUUUUAUUGCAUGAUCAUGAUGAAUGGUUAGAUAAAACAGAAUUUUUGCGUGGAUGUCGAUUGUACUCUGAUCUUGUUCAAGCUCUCGCCGAAUUACCCUGA